AUGUCGUCAGUCAGUGUCGAAUUAGAACGUUUCACCGCGGGACAACAGAAAGAAGUCGACGAAACGGGUAAUUUAAUUCGUGGAAACAAAGAAACUAUUACGUUAAUCUGGUUUGAUAAAAAUAUAGCGUCAAAUUUCAAAGAUACAGACCUGACCAAACGUAAAUUACGAGAAAUUAAUGAUUAUGUUCUAUUUUACACAGACUUUGUUGAAUGCGUCAAGUACAUCGAAUCGGUCAAAACUGCGUCCAUAUUUCUUACUGUGUCCGGCAGCGACGCUAAAAUAUUAUUACCGAAGAUACAUCAUCUUCGACAAGUUGAUAGUAUUUUUAUAUUUUGUAUAGACAACACAAGAUACGAAGCAGAACUGUCGGGUAAAAACUAUCACAAAAUUGUUGGCAUAUUUGUUGAACAGACAAGCUUGACAAAAAGCAUUCUACACAAUAUACAUUUAGUGGAGAUGCAGCAAGCAGUUUUCAACCUCUACAAUGAAAAUCAGAAAUCGAUGCGUGAUCUAACAAAGGAAUCUGGAUCAUUUAUAUGGCAUCAACUGCUCAAAGAAGUUCUACAGAAAAUGCCGAGUGGAGAUAAGAAUGCCAAAGAAGAGAUGUUAGAGAAAUGUCGUUUAUACUAUCGUGGUAAUAAAAAAGAAUUACAAAAUAUUGAAGAAUUCGAGAAAUCGUAUUCAGUUGAUAAUGCUAUAAACUGGUAUACAAGAGAUAGUUAUGUAUUCAAAUUGAUUAACAAAGCCCUGAGAACUGAAGAUGCCCAGGCAUUGUACACAUUUCGGUUUUAUCUGGUCGAUCUCAGAGCACAACUUUCAGAGAAUCAUCAACUUAUACUGGAUUACCAUGAUACAUUAAUACUUUAUCGUGGUUGCAAACUAACACAAGAUGAGAUUGAGCGUCUGAAAGAUGGUAUAGGCCAAUUGAUAUCAACGAACGGAUUUCUUUCAACAAGUGAAAACCGGGACAUAGCCGAAAUAUACGCUGGUGUUGGCGUUACUCAUACGACUUUCAGCAGCGGUUUGGAAUCGGCUAUUUUUGAAAUUAGUAUUGACACUAAAAAACAUCAGACAACUAUACUAGCUGAUAUUUCAUUUUAUAGUCGCUUUCGAGAUGAAUCAGAAUUUCUAUUCGACUUAGGAACAGUUUUCGAAAUAGAAGAUCUACAUUACGAACAGGAUAAAAAAUGUUGGAUAUGUAAAAUGACAGCAUCAGAGAAAGGCUUUGAAAUUGCUAAAGAAUAUGUUAAUUUUCAACGAAACGGAAUAAACGAUAGUGAAUUAGAUAUUUCCAUAAUUUUCGGUAAUUUACUUUACGAAAUGGGAGAAUGCGUAAAAUCCCAGCAAUAUUUUGAUAUGUUAUUGUUACUUCAUUCCGAAAAAUUUUCCAUCGAAGCUCGCUGUGGAUUAGGACGCGCAUAUAUGCGACAAGGUGAAUACGAUAAAGCAUUAAGCAUUUUACAAAAAGCGUAUGAUUUGUGCAUCGACAACGAAUUGCAUGCUGAUCCCAAAUUAGUCAAAAUUUUGGUUUACAUGGGUCAAAGUUAUGAUAUCAAAGGAGACCACAAAACUGCUCUAGAUUGCUAUUUCAAAGCAUUGGAGCUAGCCGAAAAAAUUGGCAGAAAAAUGGAUAUUGCAUAUGUACUUUCUAAAACUGGUUUCACCUAUUACCGACAAGGAGAAGAUGAUCUCUCUUUACAGUGUUUCCAGAGAUCAUAUGCCUUUCUUCAAGGAUGCGUACCAAGAGAGCACAUUGACAUGGCUGAUUAUUACAACAACAUGAUGAUGGUUUUUUAUCAUAAAGGUAAUUACGGCUUGGCAGUAGCGUACCAGUGUAAAGCCGUUGAAAUUUACAACAGACUAAGUCCGAAUAAUAACUUCAGUCGCUGUGCAAUCUUUAACAAUUUGGGCAAAAUGUACUAUAAACAAUGUGACUACCAUCAAGCUCUAAAAUGCCUUAGAGAAAGUUUAGACACGGCUAGAAUAAUACUGAAGGGAAGAGAUAAUUAUAUUAAUAUGGGAGCUAAAAUGAACAACAUUGGAAAAUGUUUAUAUCGACAAAAAAAUUAUGCUGGUGCUCUCAGAAAAUACGAAUCAAUGAUGGAAUUAAUGAAGCAAGCUAAUGUCUUGGAACAUCGUAAUCUUGCAUAUACAUUGACAAAUAUUGGCGAAGUCUACCUCGAACUAAAGAACUUCGAUUUGGCCUUAGAUUUUUUCAUGGGAGCAUUAAAUAUGUAUAAGAGAGUGUAUAACAACCCAGAACAUCGUGAUGUUGGAAAAUGUUUGAACUUGAUUGGUGAAGUUUAUUACAAUAAGAAUAGCAGCGACGAUGAUACAUGUUUCUCUUAUUAUGCUAAAGCAUUAACAAUUUGGAAAAAUGUUUUAUCAUCUGAUCAUCCAGAUUUAGCACUGUGUUAUAAAAAUAUUGCACUCUGGUAUUUAAAUAGACAGAAAGAUUAUCAUAAAGCCACAGAGUAUUGUACACUGUCCCGUCUCCUAUACGAACAAACACUAAAAGCAGAGCAUCCUCACUUAGUUGAAGUGAGAAGAGUAAUGAGAUCUAUCGAUGACAAUCGUUGGAAAGUAAUUAUCGGUAACGUGUUCGACACCCUCAAACUAGUUUUAUUACUUUUAUUAUUCUCAUUUUCAUGUUGGUUUUGA
This is a messenger RNA of Didymodactylos carnosus, 2664 nucleotides long. The record is from the annotation of a GenBank genome assembly. NCBI's taxonomy places the organism in Eukaryota, Metazoa, Rotifera, Eurotatoria, Philodinida, Philodinidae.